AUGAGUAUUAUGAUGACAACAUUAAUCAAGCAUCACCCAAAACUGAGAGAUUGUUUUCAGGACAUAUACCCAAAACACCUGAAGCAUAAAUACACCCAGUUUGCAGGACUUAAAACAACACAGUACCCUCUAGGACUCAUCGAUUGUAAUGAGAACAAAACACAAGAAAUGAUUCAUCUAAUGAAAACCAUGUCAAACUCAUUUUUUUCAAAGAGAGAUGGAGAUAUAGUAGAACCAAUGUUUUUCGGAGGUGACAGGCUCACAGAUGAAAGGGUUAAUGGUGCCCAGUAUGCAAUGAAAAAUGGAGAUUCGCCUACAGAGAGAUUGGAGGGUUUCAUCUCUAAGAUUGAAGACUUCCACCGUCUUAUGAACUUUAUAGAGGCUAUCCACAAACUGACAUGAGACACAGGAAGUGGACGUGAUCCUUGCACUAUGUAUUACUACAGAAACCUUUUGAAUGUGAGAAGUGUAAAAGGACACGUGAAGAAUUCUUAUAGACCUUAUAAGCAACUUUAUUACACUGUCCUCGAUGCUUUGUGCAUUGUGCAUUUUUAAAGACAUUUUCAUCUUGAAGAUCUGGAUUCAGAAAUCCCAUUUCAAGACAAUAUUAUGCAAAUGAGCAGUGAAGAAAAGAUUAACUGGUUGAAUGAAAACUGCAGUACAAUUCUCUAAGAGAUGAAUUCUUUGAAAAUGAAGAUGACAUUUUCUCUUCCUUGAGGGAAGUACUACAAAAUCCUGAUCAUGAUGAAAACUAUUGGGUGUCAUGUCGUCAGAAUGAGAGAUUUCAUUGUCAUUUUUAUGACAGAAGUUAUGCUUGCAUAGGAUCUCUAAGGCCAACAUUUUUUAAUAAAAUGAUUUACGGGAGUGCCGACUGCAAUUUAUCUAAAACCAAAUAAAAAUAA
Messenger RNA from Saccostrea echinata, 902 nucleotides. RefSeq lists its product as uncharacterized. The transcript has 5 exons. The record is from RefSeq and is a predicted model, not a curated record. Bases 1 to 402 code for a protein of 133 amino acids. NCBI's taxonomy places the organism in Eukaryota, Metazoa, Mollusca, Bivalvia, Ostreida, Ostreidae.